UGACAGCGUAAACGUCAAAAGAAGUUUUUAUUCGAAAAAGCAUGCCGAGAAAAAUGUUCGCGAGUUCCAAUUUUAAGAUUUUCCGAUAAUUUCCCGUAAUAAAACGAGAAGCGUUGAGUAAAACCAUGGCCCGGGUACUCGAAUCUAAAGAUUCGGCCGGUUUGUUGCCGUUGGACUUCCGCAGGGGCGACGAUACGGGUCCCCAAAACCCCACAUUGCAGAAAUUUUUGAAAUCCCUCUCAAAUUUGAACCUGGAAUUUGAUUGUAAAGAAGUUAUUAAUGAAAUUGUACGUUUUUAUAAAGUGUCAGGAGAUAAUAAGGAAUUAAUGGAGGAAACAAGGAGUGUCAUCAUUGAACUUUUCACCAGAUUCAAUGGCAAAAAGCAGCUAAAAAAGCACAUCCAGGACUUAGUAAUCAAUGAGAAUCUAGGAAAUGAGAUAGUGAAGGCAACGGCACAUUCCCUGCUAGAAAAGAUCAAGAAUGAAAAAACAUGUGAUCUAAAAAAAUGCAAUGAAUUUUUGCAUUUUAUUUCAGUGCUGCAAACCACAUCCAGUUAUAAUUUCGAAGAGAACUUUAGGCCUUUAUUUCCCUUAUAUAUGUCUUUAUUUGAUAAUUUUGCCAUCUAUGCUAGUCAAAUCAAACAAGAUAUCAUCCCAGAAAUAGAAGAACUAAAUAUUGUAAUGAAUGCAGUGCUCAAACAAAUCCUGCCGGUUUUUGUGAAAAAUCUGUCAUUCCUAGAAGAAAUCAAAGGACAAUAUUUGCAAUCUCUGCUUAUGUACUCAUACAUUUUACUAUUUAAUACUAAAAUUGGCUUCGAUUUGAGAAUGAAGGUCUGCCUAAUAUUUGUGUAUGCUUUUAACAUCUUGGAGGGGGAUUCUAUGAGUGUGGCUCAACUGAUUAGUAAAAGUGGUUCCCCAUUUAAUCUUGCAAUAAACCCUUUAGACGGUGAGGAAACCCCCACUGAUUAUCUAAUAAUAAUUUACGCUUCGAUUUUGUGUGUUUUACCUGAGAACCGACUUAUCACUGAACAGGUCGACGGUAAAUUGUUAAUAUGUGUUUUGUUUGAAGGCAUUCUAGACACAGCUAAAAGUAAUCCAGGUCAUUCGGUCGUUUGUAUGGAGACCAGCCGAGCCCUAUGCCACAUCGCGAAAUAUUUGAAGAAUAUUCCACAGGAUUUGAUUAAAGAGAUGUUUCUAGACGGGUUGUUUUAUGUUUCAUCUAAUGCCGAGCAUUUUAUUGAUACAGUUAGGCAUUACGCACGGAUUUUCUUUGAUGAACUGGUUGGCCUGGCAGCAUAUCAUCAGGGCAAAGAUUUCUUCGAGCUGACCGACAUACUAAUCGAAAAAAUCCAAGAAAUACCAGAGGAAAGCUGCAUACGAUUCUACGCAUACGAAAGUAUCGCGAGAUAUUACGGGUGCGAUUUCCUAUUGAAGAAAUUCGAGCAUUUGCCGCUGGUGCUGCUGGACCAGAUCGAUAAUCAAACGGUGACGGAUCAGGUGUGCAAGACGUACCAAAUGUUGGUGGAGAAGAGUUUCGUGUUCUUUCCGGUGGACAGCGAGAAUAAUUGGGCGAAAACGUGGGUGUUGCCUGCGAUUAACGUGUUAAAAUCGGGGAAGGACAGCGAGAACUUUUGCCAGAAAAUCAUCAGUACCGCUUUCAGGUUACAACCGGCCAUUUUGAGAAUGAUUUUUCCUAGCGACUAUGUGGGAACUGUAGAGGAGUCCAAAUUACUUCUACAUUGUCUACAUAAUGCCAGAAAAAGUGGCAUUGAACUAACUUUAGAAAAGGACAGUAAUUUGUAUUGGAGGGGGCUGAUUGAUAAGCAAAAGAUGGACAUGUAUAUGAUACACCAAAAUGAAGAGAUUCGGCUCCUGGUCCUCGCCUCUAUAGCAGAAAGUCUAAAAUCCACCGAACUCUAUUUAGACUGGGAAUUUAUAUUUUUAAUCAAUUUUAUCCGUUACAACAUAACCGCCCAAAGUCCGAACGUCCGCAAACAAAUCGUCUCCUACUAUAAAAAAGUGUUAACGCGAUACGACGCCGGAAUCAAAGUGAUCCAAAGGAACAUCGUGAAUUUAACGAAAAAAACGGAAUUAAACUGCGCAAGUAGAGAGGAAAAAAAAUACUUGCUGCUCUAUCAGGAGCUGAAAAAGAGCUACAGAAAGUUCAUUUGUAAUUUGACACGGAUUUUAAUCGGGAAUUUGUCGUACGACUCGAAUUUCCCCAGGAGGGCGACCAGUUUGGAGCUGUUGUUGGUUAUCAAAGACCUUUUGGGACCGGAUGAGUGGAAAAGUUGCUGGCAGGACGACGACGUGAAAAACAGUCAUAACAUUUUGUUCGACAGUUACGAGAACAAUAAGAAGAUGAUUGUGAAACUGUUGAAGACUUUACCGCCGCAGUAUUUAGGAUUUUUGAACGCCAACUUCACCGUAAAAUACCUACAGCGUAGCUUCGAAAUGGCCUUGGACGUAAAACCAAGCAAAACCCUCUCGGCCGCGUAUUUGUUCGAAGUUUGCUCUUAUUCGCCUCACUUCAAAGAGAUCGUCCGUUGCGAGAGCGGCGAGAACGCGAACAAGUUCCACGACCCUACUUUGGACAUGAUCGUUGUCCUCACCCGGAAACUGUUAGACAAAAGUGAGGAAAUUAAGAUGGACAACGUCAGCGUGACCCAGAUGGCCGUUUACGGUUUGAUUUUGAGUGUGAGGCACAUGUUGGAGAACCGGGAUAUGGGGAGCCAUAAUGAUUCUUAUAAAACGGUGUUCAGUCAUUUGGUGUCCAAUUGUUUUAAAAUAAGCGAGAAAAUUAUGCCGGUGGUGUGCAACCCUUCGCCCGAGGGUUAUUUGCCUGAUAAUGUGGAGGAAAUUGGGAUUUGUGAUAACGACGAAUCGCCGAAGUCGCAACGGUUUUUAGUGUAUGCUUGGCGUACAAUGAAAGAAAUGACCCUCCUGCUUGCCGAACUGGUAAAACAAUCCAUAAAGCUAGAGAACCAAUUGCAAAUGCUCCCCCAAGAAACCCUCAAGGAAAUCGGCGAGUUUUUCGUCAACGUGUUCGUCCAGAGCAGACAUCGUGGCGUAUUCGAACAAGCUUACGUCGGUUUCAGUACAGUUUGCGAGCACUUUUGGCGAUCUUCUUAUCCAGCCAUUGCGAUCUUACCGAAAAAAUGGCUUAGGGAGGCCUUGGAGCUGUGCACUGGUAAAAAACACUCGGAGGAUCUUUGCGCUACAAGAAGAAGCGCUGGUCUGCCGUUUCUGAUCCUCUCGAUCCUGACCACAGGACCGGACCCGAACAACUUCCAUAAAACGAUGACGAUUUUAUUUUUAUGCGCCGAGGAUCAUCGAAGCGUCACCGAAGAGACCCGAAUGCACUGCUUGAAUGUGCUCCGGGCCAUAUUCAGGCACAGCAAGUUGGGGGAGUUGGUCGCCUCCUAUGUUGCCCGAGGUGUCAUUUUGGCCAUCGGCGGGUUUAAGAGCGAAUCCUGGGGGGUUCGUAAUUCGUCCACGUUGCUGUACGCCGCCCUGAUGACCCGAAUGUUUGGCGUGCAAAGAACCUCCGAUCCGGAUCAGUUGUGUAUCAAAAAUAAACUGACGGUUAAAGUGUUUUUUACGCGUUAUCAGCAAUUGCACCGAUUUAUUUUGGCCAGUUUGGCCGAGGAGUGUCAAAACAAGUCCAGUUUGAUUUUGCAGCCGAUUUUGAUGAUUUUGGCGCGGCUCUAUCCGUCGAAUUUCGAUGAGGGAUCUUCACAGGUAUCCGAAUAUCUACCGUACAUCGACAUUUGCUUAUCGAAUCCCGAAUAUCGAACGAGAGAAGCGGCAGCUAAAGCAUCAGUGGCCCUGAUAAACGUCAAAGAUGUCAAAAGUCACUUUGACAAGUGCUUUCAGCGACUGUCCAAUCAUAAAAUACCGGAUAACGAGUGUCACGGGACACUAUUACAGAUGCAUCAUAUAUUGAAAAGUGUCCAAAUAAAAGAGCUACCCAUAUCGGAAUAUUUAAAACAGAGCGCGCAUAUAUGGGAACACGGCGAGAAACGGUUCAGUCAUAUGACGGUCAGUUUAUACACGGAGUUGGUCACGUCGUUUUUGUAUAUCUUUCGAGAUUUCGACGACCUCUCGUGGCUCAAACGGAUUCUACUGUACAUCUCGAAAAACGUAAAAAACUACGUUGAACCGUUGACGUGGAAAGGGAAUUUCGCCCUCACCAGAACCCUAUUGGCCUGUUUUAUCAUAAUCAAUAAACUGGAGGAGACAAACGUGACCUAUUCCACCAUCACGAACGAAAUUAUUGGGAUUUUGUACGGGAGACCUACGCCCAUGAAAAAAUACUAUUUGGAAUUGCUGAUUUGUUUAAAUCAAAUGCACCUGUACUAUACUAAGGUAGACACUGCUGUGUUUGGUUCAACUAUGGCACGCCUAAGCCUCUCUCAGGGCCGUACCGAUACGCCCCAUAUCGAUCAGAACAUGGAAAGCCACGCCCUAUUUAGCACCGGCGAUGUGGAAAUAACCAGCGAUAUUAACGAUCUGGUCAAGUCGUUUAAUAAAACCUCCGUGGAGCAAAUAUUGAAACACAUCCAUAUGUAUUUGAAAGGGUUUUUGAUGGAGGAGCUGAAGAUCCAGAAUUACAUUAAGAAGGAGGAUCGCGUGUUGUUAUUUUUACUGUUAAACUAUUAUCCCUGCGCCAUUAAGUUUUUAAGGUUAAGUAAACAAGAAACCCUAAAUACGCUCCUGAGCUACUGCGACUGUGAUAACGAGGAGCUGAUCAGUGCUGUGAUAAGUUGUAUUAGUACGUUCCUCACCGAAGUCGAUUAUAGCCUACUAAAAUAUGACAAACUGCUGACGGUUUUAUCGAAUUCCGCAUCUCCGGCGGCCGCGCUACAUCGUCGCCUGACCGUUUGCGAUUUCCUUUGUAAAAAUUAUUCCCUGUAUUGUAAUGAGGAACCGGUGUUAAAAGGUGACGAUUUGUGUAAAGUCCUUAAUAUAGUAAUGGUGCUGCUCGAGGAUGAAGAUUUGCUAGUCCGGAACGCGAUGAGUAACUUCGAAAACGCCUUGAAAGUGCGGAUAAGGAUUAAUAAUUCUUUAAAUCAAACCAUACCGGGGGAUCGAUGGCCAGUUGUACCGGAAAAGGCGAAAGAAGACCUGAUCCAUCUGAUAACCGUUUUAUUGCCCCAAGAGAAGGCCGUUUGUAUGAUAUUUAGUUGGGCGUGUCGGUACUUUCCUGAUCCUUGCAGCAAUGAAUCUCAGGAGAUAUUCGAGCGUGGUGGAGCGAACCAGUACGCCGAAAACACCCCGUUGAUCGACAUCUGUUCCCGGGUCCUGAUCAAAAUGUUAUGGGCAUUGCCGGAGGGUCUGUCUUAUGACGACCGGUCGAUUUUCCCCGAGGAACAGACCCAGAUCGUCACGACGAUUUUACUAAAUUCACUGACGAAAUACGACUCGCCGAUGAUGGGGUCGAAAACGAAAAUGUCUGUGAUAUGCGGCCUCAAGUCGAUUUAUAAGUUUUUGGAAAAUAGCGAGAUUAGUCCUAAUUUUUGUACAAACUUCCGCACCUACCUGAACGACACGAUCCUAAACUACUUGACGAACCACCUGGAACACGGCGACCUGUUCUGCGUGAAAAAAAUCAUCAGAAAACUCUACGAUCCGGUUUUCCGGUUGCGCAGAUGAAAAUUCACCACCGUCUAAGGAACCACCGAGUUGUACCGGUUUACUGUACAAUUUUGUGAUCUCGAGGCGGUUUAGUCAAAAAAUAAAUUAACAAAAAUAAUCUCGAAACGAAUUCAAUCAAUAUUGUUUUAUUUUUAAGGUUCAAAUUUUGUUUUUUAUUUUUUAGAUGUUUUAUAUUUAAAUUUUUUCUAUACUAUGACGCCCCAAUUUUAUAGCGAAUUGUUACUUUAUUCAUAUGUAUAAUUUUUCUAAGUUGGAAUUUUUUAUGUACAACCAACUGCAAGUUAUUGUGGACAAAUUAUUAUUGUUUAUUCAAUAAAUUACGAUUUUUAUGAUUAUGA
Messenger RNA from Anthonomus grandis grandis, 5995 nucleotides. RefSeq lists its product as uncharacterized. The transcript is spliced from 24 exons. Lineage: Eukaryota; Metazoa; Arthropoda; Insecta; Coleoptera; Curculionidae. The record is from RefSeq and is a predicted model, not a curated record. Gene Ontology annotation, cellular component: cytosol. Gene Ontology annotation, biological process: tRNA methylation. Bases 126 to 5654 code for a protein of 1842 amino acids.